AUGGCAUCUUCUUCCAGAAACCACCCCUCUUCUUCCAAUGGAGUACCCUCAUCACAAUGGCACCAUGUGAAUGUUAUUCCCCGUACCUUGGUCUUUUCGCCUACUCUUUCUAUUCCUCCUCAUCCUUCUACUACGGUGGCUACUGUAACUACCACUGCCCCUGCCCCUGCUUCACCACAAGUCCCGAACCCUGUCGCUCCACGUAGAAGUGGGUGUGGAGCUAAAAGGUAUUUGUGUACAAUGUGUGGGAAGAGGUACGUAAGCUCCCAAGCCUUGGGAGCUCACCAAAAUUCUCAUAGAAUAGAGCAAAUAAUCUUAAAACGAGCUCAGAGGAACUAUCGUAUUGCCCUUGAAAAUGAUGUUAAAGAAGCAUUCUUGGAUGCAAAAAUUGUCAAUCCCUUGCCACCUCAUUCUGCAAAUGAACAACUAUCCCCCUCCUCGUCCUCCUCCUCCUCACAGAUGCCUGCUCCUCUUCCGCCGCAUCCCCAAAGGACUCUAUCCCUCCUUCCCCCGCCACAGAGGCAUGUGCCUCACUUUAGUGGCUACGGACAAGCUAUCCCCUCCCAUUUCGGCCCACAUGCCUUCUUGGUCUCGGGGGCAGGUGAGAUCAACAGUCUCAGAGGUCAGCAACCCAUUAGUGAGCACCAGCCAGUGCAUGAGGGAUUAUCAAGCAAAGUGCCAAACUUAGAGCUUAGCCUUGGUUUGAGCACAGACACCGGCAAUAACGAGUUGGACCUCACAUUGCACUUGUGA
Molecule: messenger RNA, 753 nt
Organism: Amborella trichopoda
Lineage: Eukaryota; Viridiplantae; Streptophyta; Magnoliopsida; Amborellales; Amborellaceae
Source: RefSeq, a predicted model, not a curated record